GAUCUCGAGUUGUAAGAUCACCUCAAUUCAGUGAAGCGAAUGCGCAGGCGCAAGCGCGAUCGUUUGGUGGUUUCGGUGGUUUCGGUGGUGACCCGUACGGUAACAGACCCUAUUACCACCAUCACCAUCACGGACAUGGAUUUGGUUACGGUGGUGAUAGAGGCUUUGGCGGUGGCUUUGGGGGCGGCCGAGGAUUCGGAGGAGGUGGUUUCGGAGGUGGAGGAUUUGGUGGUGGCGGUUUCGGAGGUCGACCUGGUGGGUUCGGAGGACCUGGAUACGGAUACGGAGGAGGGCAGAUACCUCAGGGAUCCAUCAGUAUAUCUAAAAGCGUCAGUAUUAAUUCCGGCCCUGGUGGCGGCGAGGCUCAAUCCAGUGCGAACUCUGGCGCUUACGGAAAGUAG
Papilio xuthus (Asian swallowtail) is the source of this 401-nucleotide messenger RNA. Its product is annotated as ctenidin-3-like. The annotation marks the transcript as partial. The transcript has a single exon. NCBI's taxonomy places the organism in Eukaryota, Metazoa, Arthropoda, Insecta, Lepidoptera, Papilionidae. The record is from RefSeq and is a predicted model, not a curated record.